UUGUGAGCAGUUUGGUAUAAAUUUCAUUUUUUCUAUUUUCAAUAGUUUUGGACAUUCCCUGAUUAGGAAUAAUUUUAUAAAAUCUUUCCUGUUAAUAUUGUAAAGAUUUAUUGUGCCAAGUCCAACCAGAAAAUUAAACACACUUAGACAGACUGGCCUUGUACCAUGGUUGAAAAGUAUCUGAAAGUACAGGGCAUUUCAAACUGCACAGUCAAUGGAUCAUCUCCAAAUUCUUAUUACAAAAUACCACAAUACUUGACCAUGCAGUGAGUGAACUAGGGUACAGUAACUAAUCUUGAAUGUUUUACCAUUAGAGAAUUAAUCAUUAUGAAGAAAACUUUUCCUGUUAUGUUAUAGGACAGCUUACGGUUAAAUAUGGGUAAUGCAGUCAGUAAUGGACUGUAACAGGGCGGGGUUGGCACUCAAAAUUGUAAUUUUGUAAUUAGGUCUUUGAAGCCUAUUAGGAACUGUUUUCAGUCUUUCUAUUAGAAGGGUAAUGGGUAUUAAAAUACUAUCCCUGCACCUAGGUCACAGGAACUCAAGUUUCCUACCCAAAAUUGCAGUUUUUAAUUACAAAAGCAUUGCCGUACAUGCUUCCUUGCUUUAGUGCUACAUUAAAAAAAACCCUUAUUUCAUCCAAUCUUGCUUAUUUGGAGAUAUAUUUAUAAUAAUACAAUGGUGUAUUAUAAAGUGAAUUUUUCCAUUCCAGUUAAGACAGUCUUCAGAAAUGAUUUUUUUUCCUUCUCUGAGAAUAAAUCUAAUUACUCUUUUUUUUUUUUCCCAGUAAUUUUCUAUUGCUUCUGUGAAAUUCUUUUUUUCUCCAUGAAAGUAAGUAAAGUAGAAUUUCACUUGUACUGCUUUCAGUUAUUAAUACAGAAAUAGAGUAUAUAAACUCUUGUGGUGAGAAUUCAAGUCAGCUGCUUAUUCUCAGAGAAGUUCCUCAUUAGAGUUGAAUUUUCAGAAUUAUGUUACAACAGUGGAAAUUAAUUUACAGUAUUUGGUAAAGAAAUUUCUUAAAUGCAAUAUCACAUAAUCACAUUAUUUUGUAACUAGGUUGUUAGACCCCAAGUCUGGGGCCACGUAAUUAUACCCAGUUUACACCCAAAAACUACACAAAAGGCAUACAAUACAAUUAAUGCACUAUAUCAAUUGAGUUGCUUUAUGAAUCAGAUUGUUGGAAGCAAACCUACUCAACUGCAUUUAACAGGAUGAGAUGGGGAAAGAGCAGAAGUAAAAUUGCAGAACUAAUCUUACUGUUUGUGCUGCAGCUUGUGCACCCAAAAUGCUUUUGGAGAGUUACAGGUGACUUCCAACAGCUCUGUGAAAACUGCCUCUGUUUUGACAGAAUUUAAAGCCAUGGGAAUAGAAAAUAGUGAGGAGUUCAGUAUUUAAUUCUCUGUGCUCUCUGGUCCAUGCCUGGAUUCUGGUCUGAGGAUCUGUCAAUUCAGCCUGGAGGGAAACAUUCCUCUCUCGGCAGCAUUCCUUUUAGAUAAAAAACCAACCAAACAAACAAAACCCCGAAAAACAAAAACAAACAAAAAUCAUUGCAUUGCAGAAGUUGAAGGAUUUAGCUCAUAUUUGUACAUAAACUUUAUAUUGACUUCCACUGCCCUAGUCCAAGUACACAUUUUUGGCUCUCUUGGUAAGAGUAUCUGAUGUUUGCAGCUUUGCUGGAAGCUCUUGUCAUAGAGUCCUAGGGGUUUUAAAUGUCAAAUGCUUGGAGUCUGGUGCUGAGGUAUUGGACUGUGGGGAGUGAAACCUCAAUGUCUUUCUUGUACUGAAGGGCCCAAACCAGAACUGAGAUAAAGAUUCUACUUAGCCCUUUUUUGGUUAUUAAUGCUUUUAUAGGCAUACUUUAUUCUCUUUUUCUGCAGUAGCCAGGUUAAUUUCUAUUUGGUCUUUAGACCCAUGCUCACCAUGGCCCUGAGUGCUUCCUUUGCCCUUGCUAUAGGCCAGUCUCCUCCAAUGCUCUCUUCUGUUUAUUGUUUUGGUUAGUUUUAGUGCCUGCAAAUACAUUUUUGCAAUGGCUUUCAGCAAGGACCUUACAUUACAUACACAGAUCAUAGAUACAGAAGCUUUAAGGCAUCUGCAAGUGAUUUUGUUAUCAUUUCCCCAAUUUUGCUAUCCAUUUCUCUUUUUGGUUCUUUUUGUACAUCUGUCUGCAUCAGUUUGAAGAGUCAAUUUAUGUAUUUCAAAGACUGAGCAAGAUAACUGCUUUUCUUGAAUAAUUUCAUGGGUAAAUUAUGCAAUGUUACACUGAAUGUAACUGAAUGAUACACUGGGGUUGUAUCCUCAUUCUUGAAACGAGGGUCAGCACUUUAGAGAGAAGGCAUUGCUGGAAGACCUUAGGGCUAUGAAUAAACUACCCAGAUUUAAGAUGAACACAGAUGAAUCCUGAUUUUGAUAAAUAAGUUAAAGCAAGUUGCUUUAAAUUUUCUUUUAUAAGACAAAGGGGGAAAAAAGGAAUUGUGAAUUCACCAAUCUGAUUACAAGACAACUGAUGACAAAAUUCAUAGAUGACGGACUAAAGCAAUUGCAGGUUCCUGGUUUAUUUUAAAUUACAUUCUUUACUCACAGCAGCACCAAUAUACAUUUGCUCUUACCAGUGGGUCCUCCCCUAACACGUGAUGUAGUAGGAAGUACUUUUUUUGGGUUUUGGUUAUUUUGUGUUUCAGAGGAGGCAAGAGAUUUUGUGCAACUUCUGAAAGAAACUGAACUUUUAACAUCAGUAAAACCAGUAACUCCCUGUCCCUUCAAAAAUCAAACUAUAUUCUGGAGUUCUGAACUGCAGUGCAUUUACUCCCACCCCUUUUGAAGGGAAUUAUUGCUGUAUUUUGCUUCCCACACUUCAUAGGUUCAGUGGAAAAAAAAAAAGCAGCAAAAGCAUGCUCUGCAUUUCUAUUAAUGUUUAGCUAAACCUGCAGUUUCACUCUGUACAGAAUUGAAACUCCUGUGCUCUUACAUGGGUAACAGCAAGUUUCUAAUAUAAAGAAGAAUCAGCUUUAUUUCAAAAUAAAAUUCUGAGUGUCUGCCUAGAUAUUAAAAUAUCUGAAGUUUGUGGGUUUAGACUGCAAGGAAGAUUUCCAAAGACCCUGUGCACCUGUAAAAAAUUACUGGUUCGGGUGAUUGGACACUGAUUAAGAAACCCACUUGCAACCAAAACAAGUAGAAACUGAGCCUCUCAUGUUCUGGUGUCGCAUGGCAGGGACAUGGCUGGGUAGUUGAAGAAAUCAGCGUACACAGUCCAGCUUGUGUCAAAUCAUUAUCUUCUUUCAUAAUUAGUUAAGCACAUUAUCUUUGCUAUAGGGUCAAUAAUAUAAGCUAUUAUAGAGUAGAAGCUAUCUUUCCUUUGUUGUGACUUACACAGUGAAAUAUCCAGAGCCGAGUAGCUAGUGUAGUGUUUGCGAGUGAAGAGUGAAGGUUUUCCUCCUACCAGAAAUUUCUUGAAUGGUCUUUCAACACACAGCAGGAUUUUAGUAAGAUUUUUGCAUUAGUUAUGGUAGCACCCAAUGAAAACCUCAGUGUUUUUUGAAAAGCAAAAUCCAGUUAUCAGUAAAGAGAAGAAGAAUCAUUCUGCAUUGCAGUACUUCUAGUAUUCAGGCACAAAGGUGAGAAAUAUAGUUCUGAAUUAAUAUAUUUGGGAAUUAAUAAGCCCUUUUUUAGGCCUUGAUUGAAAUGGCAUUGAUGCUGUAUAACUUCCCUGUUUAUGUCUAUAUGACCCAGACACAGGCAAUUUGAAAGUAUGAUUACAAAUUCUUUCCCUGUUUAUUCUUCAGGUUCCUAUCACCUGAAAUUAAUUUCUCAGCUCCACCAUAGUCAGAGAAAUUAUAAAUUGCAAUUUCAAAUGUAAAGAAAAAUAUGUGGAGAAGGAAGGUAUGAAAAAAUCCCACUAAAUCCACCUAAUAAACAUCCUAAAAAUCUGUUCUGGUGAGCAUGGAGGCUUGUAAGCAUGAAACUGUCUGAAAGAAACCAUGUUCUGUGAAAUGCUGGAUUGUCAUCAGCAUAAGUCUAUCCAUGUAGUUUUAAGCUUGGGCCCUUCUACACUCUCCCACACAGUUUUGACCUUGCUGUAUGCCAUUUCCUGUGCCCUUGCCACUAUUCUUUUUUCCUCCUUGGGUUUGUUUCCCUUCCCCAGAAUCCCAUUCACUUAAUAGACAUUUCUUCCAUAAAGUAUUCAACUUAGAACUGUCCCUGUUCUUGAAGCUAUUUUCAUCAGGAGUGAAUCUAAAUAAUAAUAAUGACUAAAAUUACAAAACUGAAUUAUUGUUAACAUCAAUAACCAACUUCCCUCUCUCUUUUCAUGCAGCUUACACUAAACAGAGGGGGUGGGGGAAAGGAGGAACUUGAGCUUCUUCAGAUCUUAGUUUAGUCUGAAGUGACUGACAUGCUUAUAUAACACAUUUUUCUCCUUGCUAAUUGAGCUUAAACUUUGUGGCCAAGUAUUUCACAAAUGUCCUUUGGAAUUCCUCAUGGCUUGGAUGUUAACCUUUUUAUGAGUAGGUCUUAUAGUUUUUAUGAUGUGGUAUUGUAUCUACCUAAAACACAGUUUGAAAUGAAAACUCUAUUCAAAAGUAGCAUAGAAGAGAGCAAAUUGCAGGAUAUAAGAAUAAAUGCACAUAGAUGUAUGAGUAACGUAAGAAUUUGUUUAAAGGGGGAAAAACAGGAGUACUCAGUUAUUUCUGUGGGGGUGGAGCAGUAGAUGAGGUGCUGUUGUUUAAAGUGCAAAUGUUUGAGGAAGUAGGUUGCAGCAGUUGUUUCACAUUCAAUUAUUUCUCAAGUUGCAAUCGAGGUGAAAAAUAGUGAUGGAGUAGUGAUUUCUGCUGUUGUCGUGAGUGAGUUAUGUCAUGUUACAUUCUCUUCUGCACCUCAGCUGAACUACUGGAAAUCACUUUGAUGCUGUUUUCUUCUGCUGUGUUUUAUAGUCUCUUCCAGCAUCAAAUCUGCCAGACCUGGAAGCACACAGAAAAUGGUAUGUCAAACUUUCAUUUUAAAAUUGUUCUUAGGUAUCUUGUACCUUGUGCAAAGAGGUCAAAUGCAUUGCCAUUUAUCUUGCUCUACAUAUUCCCAAUGCUGCUGUCAGAGGCUUGGUUUCCCAAAACUUUACCCUGUGAUGUUAAAUCUUCAGAAGGUACUGUGACAGUGGACUGCACCGACCGGCGCCUUACAGAAGUCCCCAGAGGGAUCCCUGGAAAUGCUACCAACCUUACCCUGAGUAUUAAUCAUAUUCCCCACAUCUACCCAACAUCCUUUGAUCAUCUUGAAAACCUCCAGGAGAUUGACUUCAGAUGCAACUGUGUGCCUGUCAAAAUGGGACCCAAAGAUCAUGUGUGCACCAGCCCCCUGAAAAUUGAGAAUGGCAGUUUUGCUGCCCUGACAAGAUUGAAGUCAUUGUAUUUGGAUGCAAACCAGCUGUCAGAAAUACCCCGAGGUCUUCCUGCUACUUUAACCUUGCUGAGCCUGGAAGCAAACCACAUCUUUUCUAUCCAAAAAGCCAGCUUCUCAGAGCUAGGAAACAUAGAGGUAUUGUAUCUUGGACAGAACUGUUACUACCGCAAUCCAUGCAAUGUUUCAUUUGAAAUUGAGGAAACAGCCUUCCUGGCACUGAAAAAGUUAACAAUACUAUCCCUCAAGUCCAACAACUUAACACAAAUCCCACCCAAUUUGUCAUCUACUUUAAAGGAACUGUAUAUUUACAACAACAUGAUUCAAGAGGUUCAAGAACAGGAUUUAAGUGGUCUUCCCAACCUAGAAAUUCUCGACCUAAGUGGCAAUUGCCCACGUUGCUAUAAUGCCCCAUAUCCUUGCAUUCCCUGCCCCAAGAGCUCGAUUCAAAUACAUUCAAAGGCUUUUGACUCCUUGGAAAAUUUAAGGAUUUUGCGGCUUCACAGUACCUCUCUUCAGAGCAUACCCAGCAGCUGGUUUAAAAACAUCAAGAAUCUCAAAGAACUUGACCUCUCCCAGAAUUUCCUCAUGAAGGAGAUUGGAGACGCUCAGUUCUUGAAAUUUCUCCCUAGCCUUGUGCAGCUUGAUCUGUCCUUUAACUUUGAGCUGAAGAUGUAUUCUCCCUUCUUGAAACUUUCUAAGACAUUUUCCUCCCUCUCUAACCUGGAAACCUUGAGGCUCAAGGGUUAUGUCUUUAAAGAACUGAGGGCACAAGAUCUACGGCCACUGCUCAGUCUUAGGAAUCUAACCAUGUUGGAUCUUGGGACUAAUUUUAUUAAAGUUGCAAACAUGACAGUGUUUGAAGAAUUCCCAGCUCUUAAGUUCAUUGACCUCUCAGUGAAUAAAAUUUCUCCUUCUUCAGGGGAAAGCAACUUCUAUGGAUUUUGCUCUAAUCCUGGCAUUUCAGUCGAGCAAUACAACAGGCAAGUACAACAAGAGAUGCAUUAUUUCAGGUAUGAUGUGUACGGGCGAAGUUGCCGUUCCAAAGACAUAGAGGCUUCUUCCUACCAAUCUUUAGUGAAGGAAGAUUGCCUUAACUAUGGAAAAACUCUGGAUUUAAGCAGAAACAAUGUAUUAUUUGUUAACCCUUCAGACUUCCAGGGACUUAGCUCCCUCAAAUGUCUCAACUUGUCUGGUAAUGCAAUAAGUCAAACUUUAAAUGGAAGUGAAUUCUCUUACUUGUCUGGAUUGAAAUAUCUGGAUUUUUCUAACAACAGGGUUGAUUUGUUAUUCCAAACUGCUUUCAAAGAACUAAAAUUUUUAGAAAUUCUAGAUCUGAGUAAUAACAAAUAUUAUUUUCUGGCAGAAGGUGUUACUCAUGUGCUUAGUUUUACGAAAAACCUUGCCCAUUUGAGGAAGCUGAUGAUGAAUGAGAAUGACAUUUCUUCCACUAUUGAUACAGGAAUGGAAAGUCAAUCUCUUCAAAUUUUAGAAUUCAGAGGAAAUCGUUUAGAUGCUUUAUGGAUGGAUGGCAAUGGUAGAUACUUGUCCUUCUUCAAGAAUCUGACCAGCUUGGAAGAACUGGAUAUUUCCUUCAACUCACUCAGUUUUUUGCCUCACGGUGUUUUUGAAGAAAUGCCUCCCGGUCUCAAGAUCCUCAACUUAACAAAUAAUCGACUGAAGAGUUUCAUCUGGGGAAACCUCCCCUCUCUGAAGAACCUAGUAACUCUGGACCUGAGCAAUAACCUUCUGACUAACGUUCCCCGAGAGCUGUCCAAUUGUACUUCAUCUCUCCAAGAACUGAUGCUCCGAAACAAUCGCAUUCAGCGUUUAACUAAAUAUUUUCUCAGAGGUGCUUUUGAACUGAGGUACUUAGACCUCAGCUCAAACAAGAUUGAAAUAAUUAAGAAAUCUAGCUUCCCUGAAAAUGUCAUUAACAACCUGCAGAUGCUGCUUUUGCACGGCAAUCCUUUUAAGUGCAACUGUGAGGCUGUGUGGUUUGUCUGGUGGAUCAAUCGGACGCAGGUGACCAUUCCUCUUCUGGCCACUGACGUCACCUGUGCUGGCCCAGGGGCACAUAAAGGAAAGAGCGUGGUUUUCUUGGAUCUGUACACCUGUGAGCUGGACACGUCAUAUUUGAUCCUGUAUGCUCUGUCAGCUUCGGCCAUCCUUGCCUUGAUGGUGUUCACAGUGAUGAGCCAUCUCUACUUCUGGGAUGUGUGGUACAGCUACCAUUACUGCACUGCCAGGCUGAAGGGCUAUCGGCGCUUGUCUUCACCAGCUGCUUGCUACGAUGCCUUUAUUGCCUACGACAGUGAAGAUCCAGCUGUGAAUGAGUGGGUGCUGCAAGAGCUGGUUGAAAGGCUGGAAAACCAAAAAGCCAGGCAGUUCAAUUUAUGCCUGGAAGGAAGGGACUGGCUCCCAGGACAGCCGGUCUUUGACAACCUUUCCCAGAGCAUUCAGCUGAGCAAAAAAACCAUCUUUGUGCUGACCAACAGGUAUAUUAAAAGCGGCCGCUUCAAGACAACAUUUUAUAUGGCUCAUCAGCGGCUUCUGGAUGAAAAAAUGGAUGUCAUUAUCUUGAUAUUUCUUGAGAAGGUUUUGCAGAAGUCCCGCUAUGUCCGUCUGAGGAAAAGGCUGUGCAGAAGUUCAGUCCUGGAAUGGCCAACUAAUCCUCAGUCUCAGCCUUACUUCUGGCAGUGCUUGCAAAAUGCCAUAGCUAUCAGUAAUUCUCUGGCUUACAACAAGCUUCUCCAAGAAACUGUUUAGCUCUACUCUCCCUGUCAAUAUUGUUAUGAUGCACAUGCACCUUGCUUAGCACUUUUUAGUGUGUAGCAAGUAAUGAUGCACUACCCCCUGGAAGUCAUUGAUAAGAAAAUCUCCACUUCCAGCUUUUUGUUCACUUUAGGCCUCCAGCAUCUCCUAUGGUUGGGUGAAGUGUGGGUUGACACUUGGUCAAGAUGCUAAAUACACAGAGUGAUGGAGUGUUUGGACCAUGCCUCAAGUUGCUGCUGUUCAGACACUGUUGGAAUAAAUGGGAUUUUAAUGAAAAUGUAUAGUUUCUCUACUUGCUGUAUUUAUGAAAAUCAAGAAAAUAAAUCAGUGACACAUUUGUGCCUGG
Molecule: messenger RNA, 8503 nt
Organism: Vidua chalybeata
Lineage: Eukaryota; Metazoa; Chordata; Aves; Passeriformes; Viduidae
Product: toll-like receptor 7
Exons: 2
Coding region: 4840-8151 (1103 amino acids)
Biological process (GO): positive regulation of interleukin-6 production; canonical NF-kappaB signal transduction; defense response to virus
Cellular component (GO): plasma membrane
Molecular function (GO): protein binding; pattern recognition receptor activity
Source: RefSeq, a predicted model, not a curated record